Molecule: messenger RNA, 7595 nt
Organism: Coregonus sp. 'balchen'
Lineage: Eukaryota; Metazoa; Chordata; Actinopteri; Salmoniformes; Salmonidae
Source: the annotation of a GenBank genome assembly
AUGGAAGUAGCCACCGUACCACGUACGAGGCGUCUAUUGAAGGAGGAAGACAUGACCAAGAUCGAGUUUGAGACCAGCGAGGAGGUCGAUGUUACUCCUACCUUCGACACGAUGGGCCUACGAGAGGAUCUCCUCCGUGGGAUCUACGCAUACGGUAGGGCCGGGGGUUUGUUUGGGACAGUGGGCCCAUAUAGGCAGAUACCCAAGUAAGUUAUUUGGACACAUUUUCUGUGCUUCAUGACUCAGUUACACACCCAGAACGAACACAUGCUGCGAGUAUUGUAAUGAAAAAAGCCAGAAUUUUGUAUUUGUUUUUCAUUAGUUAGCAUUAGCCAACUACCUAGCUAACGUUAGCUAGUUAACUAGCUUCAUUGUCAAUCAAUCUAGCUAACUCGCUACCUAGCUAAUGUUAGUUAACUGGCAUGCCCCACCCCCUUUAGGUUUUAGUACAUGUUGCGUUUUCCUCACUUGUUGAUGAAUAUUGAUGUGUGUGAGCAUUUUGUGCCGCAAUCUGUUCUAGCCAGUGAUAAUCAAAUUUGACACGAACAGUCUGCACAACUGGGAAAAGAUUCAGUACUACCAGCUAUAUUUUCCAGUUGCUCAAAGGAUUACAUGAAUAGUAUGUCAUGUUUAUUGAACUAUUUAACUUGAAAGAGUAUCAUGGGCCUACAUAAUUAACCAUCUUUUAUUUCUUAUUCUCAGGUUUCGAGAAGCCAUCCGCAAUCCAACAAAGGGCAAUUAAACAGAUCAUCAAGGGUAGAGAUGUCAUUGCACAGUAAGUAGUGACUGUUUACACUGGAGAACCACAACAUCCAGAGCUACAGACUAAAGAUAGUUAAAUGUUUGGAACUUGUUCGAUUUGGCUAUUCAUCAGGGGUGUAUUCAUUAGUCGGAUUCCGUUGCAAAACGUUUUGCAAUGGAAACAGUUUUCUCUAGGAACCAAACGGGGGGGGGCUUACCUGAAUUAGUCCAAUAGAAACUCACGUUUUACAUUUGGAGUAAACGGUUUCCGUUGCAGACAACGUUUUGCAACGGAAUACGACUAAUAAAUACACCCAGGGCCCUUGUUCAAAUGUUUGUUUAUAGUGGCCGUUGAAUACCAUCUUUCUCUGUUCUUCAACACUCUUCUUUCUUUCUUUAGGUCUCAGUCAGGAACAGGAAAGACUGCCACGUUUUGCGUAUCAGUGCUGCAGUGUCUUGACAUUCAGGUAUUUGAGUUAGUGUUGUUAAUAUGUGCAGACUAGGGCCCGUAUCCAGCGUCUAGGAGUGCUGAUCUUGUAUCAGUUUUUCCUUUGAGAUCAUAAUGAAUAAUUGUAUAUGAACAUGUAGGACGAGGUCCUAGAUCAGCACUCUUACUUUGAGAGACUACAUGAAUACGAGCCCUGUUGUAGGUACUGAUGUUCCGUCAUCAUUACAUAUCAGUUUUAGAUCAUCCAUCAACAUUUUGUGUUGUGACAUUUUCUCACUCGGAAUAUGUGGAGUUUGGACAGCGUGAGCAAAAUGUGAUUUUUUUGGGUUUUGUCACAGGUGCGUGAAACCCAAGCACUGAUCCUGGCUCCCACCAGAGAGUUGGCUGGACAGAUACAGAAGGUAUGUGACUGAAUAUCAAGUGUAUUCUGAUGGACUGGGGGAAAACUGCUUUGGAAAAAUUUGAAAUGUCUUGGUCAGUAGGGCACACAGUAACAAAAUGUAUUGAAACAAAGUUUUUCUAUUGGACAGGUUCAGGGUCAUGUUCAUUUGGAAACACUGUAGCAAAUACUUCAAAACUCUGUGCAAUGGAAAAUGGGAACAAGUGUUUAUUUGAUAUGUUCAGAUAGUACCUCCCUGUUUCCCUCAGUUUCAAAACGUUUUCUCCUGUUCUAUGCCGACUGAACACGGCCCAGAUCAGAACACUGGCAAAGGAUUGGAUUGGUGAUGCAUUGGCUGGAGGGAGUUUCCACCAUUGUGAAAUCCAUGACGGGGAGUGUGCAAGUGCACACUCCGUUAGAAGAGUAGAGAAUUGGGACGCAGCCAUUAUCUCCUAUUACUCAGAUGUUAACAUCCCUUCCCUCCUCUAGGUGCUCCUGGCCCUAGGUGACUACAUGAACGUCCAGUGUCAUUCCUGCAUCGGAGGGACAAACGUGGGUGAGGACAUCCGCAAACUGGACUAUGGCCAGCACGUGGUAGCAGGGACCCCUGGGAGAGUGUUUGGUGAGUUCCCUGGACCCUAACCUUCUAGUAUCGAUCUCCCAUCCACAGGUAUGAAGCAGACUAGACAUUUAAUAUCUCUCCGAAUUCUGUCACAGGAAUCAAAACGGAAUUCUGCUGUUUCAACAUUGUUUCACUUCGUGGGUUCAGUCUGGAUCUGCGUUCAUUGGAACAGUUUGUAACUUACGUAAUGAGGCUGCUCUGCAUACUCAGGACAAUAGUAAAGUCAAGAAAAUCAUUCUUCGUUGCACUGUUCGUAACCUGGCUCAGUCCUCAGUGUGAGCUGUGGGUUCCAUUCCAGUGCCACAGUAAAGCCCAGAGAGUGGCAGGGGUCCGGUACGUCUUGUACCGUUGCUCUGUUCACUCCCUGGUAACAUGACCCCCCUGUAACACAGACAGGGGAAAAAUGACAGUAAAUCAAUGACUUAAGGUCCCACUCCAGUCUCCCAAUCUCCAAAUUUUUCACAUGAUUUACCUGAGACAGAACAUUUCAAAGAACGGUAACUAGAACAUUUGCAUGAGUAGAAAAUCUUGAAUUAGGCUCACUGUACUCACCGCACGGGUCGUGUCUUCAGUCGGAGCAUGAAUUGAGAAGAGUUCCCUCCAUUUUCACACAGCGGGCUAACUGAUGCAGGCCCUGCUGUCUUUCUGUUCUUUAGAUAUGAUCCGCAGGAGGAGUUUGAGGACGCGCGCCAUCAAGAUGCUGGUGCUGGACGAAGCAGACGAAAUGCUCAACAAGGGUAAGCCAGACACGCUAUUGUGCAUUACAUAGAUGAAACGAAAGACGUCUUCCAGUCUCUCCUGAUGCCCAAAAACAACAAGAACAAGAGGUCUCAUGGUAAAGCAGGAUAAGUUACAGUGCAGCUUGUUCAGUGCUGUUUUGUCGUUCCCCCUGCACACAUCAACUAGUUUCCUACUAUCCCUGUCUGUCUGCAUCCCACGGCAGGCAGGGACGCUUGGUCUCAGACACUUUUGCACAGGAAAGUCAUUUUGACGGUCUGCACAACUUUUCCCAGGAGGUGUAGUGUAAUAUGAAGCGGAAACUGAAUAUCUUUCCCUCACCCGUCCGGCAGGUUUCAAAGAGCAGAUCUAUGACGUGUACCGGUACCUGCCCCCCGCCACCCAGGUCUGUCUGAUCAGCGCCACGCUGCCCCACGAGAUCCUGGAGAUGACCAACAAGUUCAUGACCGACCCCAAUCCGCAUCCUGGUGAAACGGUGAGUCAAGAGUUACGCGGCUGUAUAUUAGGAAGUACCACCCUUGGUUUCUAGCCUAGUGGAACCAGCCUGAUCGCUGUGUUGAGAAUGAUGACCAGGCUGGUUCAACCAGACUCGUUCAAGUUGUGAACUCUAGGGGGCAGCAUUGUGUAAUGUAUACAGAGGGGUGAAAAGGAGGGAAGUUUAAAUCAGCCGGUCCUAAAUCACUCGCUACCCCAUGGCCCUAACCCUUCAUUUCUGCAGGUCUGUAAGGUGGAAGAAAUAUGGUGGAUGCUCCAUCACUGAACUGCUUAUAUGUAUCCAGACCCUACACAUCUGCAAUCAUCCAGGGGUUAGGGGCGAGGGAUUGGGAGUGAUUUGGGACCGGCUUAGUCUGAAUAUGUGUACUUAGUCUGAAUACAAACCUCAUAUAGUCAUCAGAGAAUCAGCCAUGCUUAAAUCGAAAAGGGUCCCCACCGUUCCUGUGGCAACUUUCAGAGAGCAGAGCGAAAUAUUCCAUCUUAUCUAUACCAGUAUUUCUGACUAUUAUAUAGGCGAGUCAAGGAAAUAUUCCUUUUGGCACUGUUCGUAACCUGGCUCAGUCCUCAGUGUGAGCUGUGGGUUCCAUUCCAGUGCCACAGUAAAGCCCAGAGAGUGGCAGGGGUCCAGUACGUCUUGUACCGUUGCUCUGUUCACUCUCUGGUAACAUGAACCAAACCCCCCUGUCAUGGCAAGCUACAUGCGGCUCUCCUUCAAUUGCGAUGUAUUUUUGUUGAUGGCAUGGUUGUGCUUUUUGGGGCUUUGCGCCCUGCCUAGAAAAUAUUAUAUGGGAAGAACGGAGUUUACUGGAAUAGGAAGACCUGCACUCACUGGAAAAAAGUAUUUAGAUGUGUUCAUUUUCUUUAGCAGCAGAAGAGGUCCAAUGCUGAGUUAACCCCUCUCUUCCUUUCCCUCUCCCAGUGAUGAGUUGACUCUGGAGGGCAUCAAGCAGUUCUUCGUGGCCGUAGAGAGGGAGGAGUGGAAGUUUGACACCCUGUGCGACCUGUACGACACCCUCACCAUCACGCAGGCUGUCAUCUUCUGCAACACCAAGCGGAAGGUCUGUACACAACUAAAACAAAGUUACAUGUAUUGUGAAGUUGCCCCUAAACACUGAUCUUGGGUCAGUUUUGCAUUUCCCCCAAUAAUAGUUCAGGUUAGGAUUAGGGGAGAGGGAAGCUGAUCUGUGCCUAGGGGAAACUUCACCCUGGAGCUACUUGGGUUAUGUGGCAGCUGUUGAUAGUUAUUGUAUGUUUUUCCCCCUAGUGAGUACGGUCUCCCUUAGGUUAUAUGUACUGGUAAAAUAGUGAUGGCAGGAGUACUCCAUUGAAGGUUUGUAUUCGAUCGGUAAUGUGUACUUAAUUUUUUUAAUGCAACUAUUUAGCAGGUUAGAUUUAUAAGCACUGUCAAUGUCCACAAAUAUGUUUGUUUGUGGAAUAUGUCAAGCGCAGUGAAGAUAUGUUACGUUUCGUUUUCAGUUGUAUAUCGGAGUGAAAUACAUUUUCAAAUGCCCAUCAUUGUAAAAAAAAUGGAUUUUUAAGAAAUGAAAACUAAAAGAAGAGGUCCCAGCUAUUUUGUCGCUCUUCCAUCUCCCCGGGGCCAACAUGCUUUGACAUUGUUAGUUUGUCAAAUGAAGAAUGCCAGUGUUUCCUCAACCUCUCAUUGAUCCUGCCGAUCACACCGAUGAAUGUCAAGAAAAUCAUUGUUGGCACUGUUCGUAACCUGGCUCAGUCCUCAGUGUGAGCUGUGGGUUCCAUUCCAGUGCCACAGUAAAGCCCAGAGAGUGGCAGGGGUCCGGUACGUCUUGUACCGUUGCUCUGUUCACUCUCUGGUAACAUGAACCCCCCCCCUGUCAUAGGAUACGUCCCAAAUGGCACCCUUUUCCCUAUAUUGUGCAUUUCAGGAAUCUUGUUUGGCCUGAGCCUCUAUCUGUCCUCACUCUGCUUACGAUAGGUUGACUGGCUGACUGAGAAGAUGAGGGAGGCCAACUUCACUGUGUCCUCCAUGCACGGAGACAUGCCCCAAAAGGAGAGAGAGUCUAUCAUGAAAGAGUUUCGGUCCGGCGCCAGGUAAUGAUGAGUACAUUUUGGGUGUAUGACCACUGGGUCAAUAUUGAUCAAUAAUGAAUGUGCUCUCGUGUCAGUAGUUACUUUGUCAUAUUUCUAUGAGAAAGUUGAAGCUGGUCUUACCCAUUUCUGUUUUUAACAAACGUUUAUAAAAAAUAAAAAAUCUCACAGGAUGCAAUCGCCAAUAAUUUGCACAUGUAGUUGUGUAAUCUAGAUGUAUAUCUGAGUCGUGUCCAUCUUGUGAUGACAAGAGACGUUAGCUUAGUUGGUUGAACAGUUGGUUGAGUCUCUUAGCUGGAGGAACAUUUUGAACCUAUUACAUGACUAUGUGCUGUAUCGCGUGGAUUCUUUCUGGUCCACCUGAUAAAGAAUGUUGUCUUUCCUAUACACACCCAGAUAAAGCAUACUAGUGGGCAAAAAAAAUACAUUAUUUGACAUUCUUCAUUGCACUGUUCGUAACCUGGCUCAGUCCUCAGUGUGAGCUGUGGGUUCCAUUCCAGUGCCACAGUAAAGCCCAGAGAGAGGCAGGGGUCCGGUACGUCUUGUACCGUUGCUCUGUUCACUCCCUGGGAACAUGUCUAAGCAUUGUUCUUUUAAAUCUCCCAGGGGUGGACUUAAUUAGUGCAUACCGUAGCAAAACGUUUUGCAAAGGAAAAUGAAAACGAGGGUUUCUUACUACCGAAGUUCAGAUAGUCCCUCCCUGUUUGCGACCGUUUCAGCCCGUUUGGUUCCAAAUGAAUAUGACCUUGGUUUGGCCUAACGUGUGAUCGCUCCUCUCCCCCUGUAGCCGAGUGCUCAUCUCCACUGAUGUGUGGGCGAGAGGUCUGGACGUGCCCCAGGUGUCCCUCAUCAUCAACUACGACCUGCCCAACAACAGAGAGCUGUACAUCCAUAGGUACGUCUGGCUGCCAGCUCAGAGCACAACUAUAGAAACUGAGCGAUAUAUGGUAUGCAAUGUGGCUAUUCGGACAAUGGCUGUGUAUUUUACAUGAUGUUGAGGUAAAAAUCAAGAGUAUAAUGCUUGUAUGAAUGUCAACCCCAAUAAAUGGUCAUGUCAUCAAUCAACUGAAUUAGAGUUAAAAACGACUGACUACUACCACUCAUUUCUGUAUGCUAGUUAUGCUACCAGCUUAUACGAACGGGAGUUAGCAUUUAGCAGUCGCUUUUUCUAAACUUGGAAAGGGACAACUUCUAAAUGUUAUGCAGCGAAAACAGCCACAUAUAUCCAAAUCUGAUUUUAGUAAUCACAUUGUGGGCCUGUUACAGUACAUAAAUCAUGACGGAUUUGACAUCCACUAAAAUCAGAUUUGUUGAAUGUGUGCCAAUCCAGCGUCCAUCUAUCCCCCAUGGUCUGCAUUCCAUUGACCGCUUUAACACAUCUAUCCCCAUUACCUCCCUGAUCUCUUUCCAGGAGCCUCUGGCUCGCAUCGCAUCAAUCAUAAAUCGGCUUGUCAGGGCAAACAUUUUACUGGUGUUUUCUGUCCCUCACCCUCUCUUUUCAUAGGAUUGGCCGAUCGGGUCGUUACGGCCGCAAGGGUGUGGCCAUCAACUUUGUGAAGAAUGACGACAUCCGUAUUCUCCGUGACAUUGAGCAGUACUAUUCCACACAGAUCGAUGAAAUGCCAAUGAACGGUAAAUUAGCAUUUGUUAAUCUUCUGCCUGAAUAUUUAAUAGACAAUGUUGAUAUGUUUAGUAUUGCUGUUUUGGUUGUUCAAGCAACUAAAUGUAAGUGUUUCUUCAGUUUUAGGGCCAUUUAGACCUGGGGUUAUUUUACAAAAUGGGCAUUGACAUUAGAUGGCUGUCAUUAACAUGACAUUUUUUUCUCCUCAGUGGCUGACCUGAUCUGAGGCGCUGGUGACGGAAGUGGAGAGACCGCUUUGAUUACAUUUUGGACCCCUUUUUAUUUUACUGUUGGAAUUCUUGUCUCAUUUGCUUUGUUUUUAAUAGUAGCUUUGGAACAGCCUUCAAAUUUGUGGUGACUAUUGUAUUCUUAGGGAAAUGCCUACUGCAACCAUCAGUUAUUUUGUAAAUAAAGAACAUUUUGUUUCUCAUUUGAAUGCCAGUUGAUUUAUUUUUCCUGUUUUUAAAGGGGCAAUCUGGGAUUUGAA